GUAUUUUUGCGUGCUGCUCUUUAUUAUAUAUCAUUAUUACAACAAUAAUAAUAACAAUAAAAAAAUUUAAAAAAUAAUAAUCAUAAAAAUUAUUGAUGUUAACAACACAUUUUAAUAAAAAAAAAUCGUUUCGAGCACAAGAAAUUUAACAGAAAGAACAUACGAAAAGUGAUAAAAAAAAUAUUAACAAAAGUGCAAAAAAAAAUUAUAUCAAAAGUUCAAUCAUAUAUGUUAAUAAAAAAAAUAUAAAUAACAAACAAAAAUCAAGCAAAUUCAUUUGCGUACCUGUGCGAAUCAAGAAAAAAACGAUCAGAUCAGCAAAAAUUUCUUCACAGAUAAACAUUUUAAAAACAACAACAACAACUAGAGAAAAAUUAAAUAUUUCAAACAACUUGCGAAAAAAAACUACAUUUACUGAACAUCGAAUCAACAAGUUCCUAUAUGUUAUAUACGCAACAAGAGAGAUAUUUACUUCAAUUUGCCAUUUCUUCUCAUCGCAUCCCGUCGUAGCUGCUGCUGCUGCUGAUCAACAACAUAAUAAAUAAAAUAAUACUACGAGUAAAUACAAGAAAGUGAAUCUAAAAUAAAGUAUUUUUAAAUUGUGAGAGGGAACACAAGGGAAUCUAUAUAAUAAUAAAUUAAUAUAUAUUUUAUAUAUGUAUGCAUAUUUGAGAAAUAGUGCAAUAUCGUAAAAAUAAUAAUAAUAAUACAGAAGUUAGUGUGUAUUUAUUAUACAAGUGAUACGUGAUGUGCAACGCAAGAAAUAUGGGUGAGUGUGCAUAAAAUACGCUCGAAAGAAGAAAAACGGAGAAUUAUUUACGCAGAUUGUAAAACGAAACGAAUAUUAUCAUUAUUUAUUGUUAUUAUAUAGUUGUUUCUGUGGUCCGUGUUACCAAUAUAUGUAAUAAUAAUCGUCGUCAUCGCUAAAGACGUCGAAGAAAAAAAAAUAAAAAGGAAUAUAACAAAAGUGAAUAAUAAUACAAGAAAAAAAAAAUAAGAGAAGAAAUAAAUAAAUAACGCGCACUCCCUCAAAGUGUUUUUAUUAGUAUUAUUAUUAUAUCGUUAUUGUUGGUUUUUUAACUGACUGGUACUCAAGUGGCAGAACGCAGUAGUUGUACUCGCCAAUAUACAAUAACGAUUCAGUUGCAAAUACUUACGAUCAAAUAGAAAGACUUGAAAUUGAAUUCACGCUGUUGGUAGAAAUUAAUGCAAAGACAAAGCGCAGUAAACAAUUUCUUUGGCUUAGGAACACAUGUUAGUGCCCGAUACUGAUCAGAGUCUUGACGAUCGAGGGCCCCCGACGGGGCGAUGACACAAUGGCCGCCCAUAAGUGUGCUUCUGCUACUUUCGGUGGUGUUGUCACAUGCCCCGGGUAUCAGUGGCGGAAAAACAACAACAACAACGACGGCGCUGGGGCGUGCGCAAAACAAAACCGUCCUCACAGUCGGUUACUUGUGCGCCAUCAAAGGUGAUCUGAAAGGGCGCGAAGGUCUCGCCAUAUCGGGCGCCCUCACAAUGGCGCUCGACGAAAUAAAUGCCAGUGACGAUAUUCUGCCAAAUGUCCAUUUGGCGCUGCGUUGGAACGAUACGAAGGGCGAGACAGUAUUAGCGACGCGUGCCUUGACUGAAAUGAUUUGUGAUCGGGUAUCGGCUGUUUUUGGACCUGAGGGACCGUGUCACGUGGAAGCGAUUGUAGCACAAAGUAGAAAUAUGCCGAUGAUUUCUCACAAAUGUUCCGAUUACAUGGCUUCACCAAUUCCAACCUUUGCUCGUACCGAGCCGCCAGACACGCAGGUCACCAAGUCUGUGAUAUCAUUAAUUAGUUAUUAUAAUUGGAAGAAAUUUUCUAUAAUUUACGAGGAAGUUUGGUCAACAGUGGCCAACUCCCUAAAAGAUCAGGCGCAAAAGUCGAACAUGACGAUAAAUCACAUGGAAAAAAUCGUAAAUAUGCAAAAGUGCUGCGAAAAUGGCAUGGAGUGUUGUCGCAGUGGUCAUUGGUAUUCCUUGAUCCAAAAUACCAAGAACAAAACCCGUAUCUACAUUUUCCUGGGAUCAGCAAGCACACUUGUGGAUAUGAUGAAUACCAUGAAUUCCGUACAGCUUUUCGACAAGGGGGAAUAUUUGGUGAUUUAUGUCGACAUGAUGACCUAUUCUACAAAAGAAGCGUUUCAGUAUUUGUGGAAGCCUGAGGAACUGAGUAAAUAUAAAAACUGCAGCAACGAUGUGCAUUAUUUUAAUCGGGCCAGGAGUUUGUUGGUUGUUGUGUCGACGCCGCCGACAAAGAAUUUUGACACGUUUACGGCGAAAGUGCGCGAGUAUAAUAUGAAAGAUCCGUUUAAUUUUACGACACCUUCGAUUUUUAUCUGGGCAAAGCACGUAUCGAUAUACGCGGCAUACCUUUAUGAUUCGGUGAAAUUAUACGCACAUGCCUUGGAUAAGUUACUAAAAUCGGAAAAUCGCACAUUGACGGAUGAAGUGAUAUUUGAAGUCGCAAGUAAUGGAACGCGAAUCGUUGAGACCAUUAUUCACGAUGGCAGCUAUCAAAGUAUUACGGGAUCAACAAUCAAAAUUGAUCAAUUUGGCGAUUCUGAGGGAAAUUUCUCGGUUCUUGCAUUGCAGCCAUACAUGAUGAACGAACCUCUGCCGAUCAACUUUUCGUGCGAUCAUCUCAUGAUGCCCGUCGCUCAUUUCGAAGAAGGAGACGAUUUUCCACGUUACAAAUUGAUCAACAGUGCAACGUUGUUAUGGGCUGCACGCCCGGAUGACGAGCCAUCGUGCGGAUACAACAACGAACUUUGUCAAAAGGAUGACACUCAUGUGCAUUCAAUGGUCGUUGCUGGCGUCCUGGGAGUUUUGCUCUUUUGUGCGGGCGUUUUUACAAUGAGCAUCUACCGCAAAUGGAAAAAUGAGCUGGAAAUCAUGGGUUUGCUGUGGAAAAUCGAAUCGCACGAGAUCAAGGGAUACUUCAACAACGACAUUGUCUCGUCGCCGAGCAAACUGAGUCUCGUGAGUGCCGCUUCUUAUGGAUCGCGAUGCUCGCAGCAAGUUUUCACGGCAACGGGACGCUUCAAAGGUGUCGUCGUGCGCAUCAAAGAGUUGAAAUUCUCGCGGAAAAAGGACAUUUCUCGCGAUAUUAUGAAGGAAAUGCGCCUUUUGCGAGACCUGCGACACGAUAAUAUUAAUAGUUUUAUUGGUGCCUGCGUCGAGCCAAUGAGAAUAUUGCUAGUCACUGAUUAUUGUGCCAAGGGAAGUCUCUACGACAUCAUCGAAAACGAAGAUAUUAAGUUAGAUCAUCUAUUUAUUGCAUCAUUAAUACACGAUUUAAUUAAGGCAAUGAUUUACAUUCAUUCAUCCGCACUCGGGUACCAUGGCAACCUCAAGUCAUCCAAUUGUGUCGUAACUAGUCGAUGGGUGUUGCAAGUGACGGAUUUCGGGCUGCAUGACAUCCGCAAUUCGGCUGAAAGUGAGUCUAUUGGCGAACAUCAACAUUAUCGAAAUCUUUUGUGGAAAGCGCCCGAACUUUUGCGUGAUCCCCAUCAACAUGGUUCCCAAAAAGGAGACGUUUAUGCCUUUUCCAUCAUCAUGCAUGAGAUCAUUGGGCGCCGCGGUCCCUUUGGAUAUGCCUACGAACCCAAAGAAAUCAUAGAAUUAGUGAAAAAAGUACCGUUACCCGGCGAGGAACCUUUUCGUCCUGACACUGAAAGUCUUCUGGAUAUGGAAAAUGUGGGAGAUUACGUGAUUAAUUGCAUCAAAGAGUGUUGGGAUGAACAACCGGAAAAUCGACCGGAAUUCACAACGAUUAGAACUCGCUUAAAGAAGAUGCGUGGCGGCAAAUCGAAGAACAUCAUGGACCAGAUGAUGGAAAUGAUGGAAAAAUACGCAAACAACUUGGAGGAUAUCGUAAACGAACGUACUAGAUUACUGUGUGAAGAGAAACGCAAGACCGAGGAUUUGCUGCAUCGCAUGUUGCCGCAAUCUGUAGCGGAGAAAUUGACAAAAGGGCACGGCGUUGAGCCGGUUUCAUACGAAAGUGUCACAAUUUACUUCAGUGACAUUGUUGGUUUUACAGCGAUGUCGGCAACGAGUACCCCGUUGGAAGUGGUCAACUUUCUCAAUGACCUGUACACCGUUUUCGAUCGCAUCAUCAAGGGUUACGACGUUUACAAGGUCGAAACGAUUGGCGACGCGUACAUGGUAGUUUCUGGCUUGCCCAUUUUGAACGAUAAUCAUGCGGGUGAAAUCGCUUCCAUGGCUUUGGAGUUACUGCAGGCAGUACGAAGUCAUCGAAUUUCGCAUCGCCCGAACGAAAUCUUGAAAUUACGCAUUGGCAUCCAUUGCGGGCCUGUCGUUGCUGGCGUUGUUGGUCUCACGAUGCCCCGUUAUUGCUUAUUUGGCGAUACAGUGAACACCGCAUCUCGCAUGGAAUCGAAUGGCGAAGCGUUAAAAAUUCACAUUUCACCGCAAUGCAAAGCGGCGUUGGAUAAAUUGGGCGGUUACAUCACCGAAGAACGUGGUUUGGUGAAUAUGAAGGGAAAAGGAGACGUUUUGACACAUUGGUUAAUUGGCGCGAACGAGAAUGCCAUUCAAAAACGGAAUGUUGAUGUUGGCGAAUUACCGCCGCCGUUGUUCUGUCGUCCUCGGAAGAGCCCAAAAUUGAAUUAUGACUCGCGACAUCCAAGCAUGAUUGGCGGAAUUCACUUUGGAGGCGGCGGAAGUCGACGUCAUUCGAGCGCUUUUCGCGGCGGAGGCGAUAUGGAAAGCACUUACAGUCUUCAGGGAUCAUUUAUUGGACCACGUGACUCACCAAAAUUGAUAAAUCGUCGAAUUGAACGAAUCCCCUUGUAUUUGAACGAAGAUUCUCGCACAACUCUCGAGAAGCCCGAAGUCGAACAAACAGAUACAACCGAGACAACGAACGAAAAACGCCCAUUAGCGAUUGUGUCGCCGCGUCAACUGCUCCGUUCGAUCGCCUCUACCGACGAUUACAGCCGUUUUUCGAAUACGGACAACAUUUUGCGCGAAAGUCGUUCCUUAGACCCGUUUCCCAGUGCGUUGCGCAAACGAAAUUCCAACGAGGCGGCAAAACUCAACGAAAAAAUGAAGAAAAAGAGCUCCGUGUCACUCGAACAUGGCGUUUCAACGAUCAGCAGUCAUCCGAGUGGCGGCGAAUGCGAUACAACAUCCGAGCACGAGGCCCUUGUCGAUGCCCACAACCACAAAAUUGUCAACCAGGACGCCAUGUACAAAUAUUCCAACAACAAUUGCAACGGAUCCGCCAUGAUGAUGCCGAUGAACGAGGAUCCGAAUUGCCCGUUGUUGCGACAAACGUCUCUGACGAACCACGAUGCCGAAGAUAUUCCGUUUCUGACGAAAAAAUGGAAGUCCCUGGAGGCAGUUGCACUCGACGAAGACACAAGUAGCAAGACGUCGAUUACGAAGCGAUCAAUUAAAUCGUGGCUGGCGGGUAUUUUGCACGGAAAUGGCUUUAAAACGAGUGACGCAUCGUUGCGGAAAGUCAAUGCAAUUCAGACGGUGAAUACGGUGCCGGCUUUUAAUGAAAUGCAAAACAAUUCGCAGAAAGAGAGCAUUGUGUAGGAAAAUUCAAGAAGCGAACAAAACUUUUUCCUUUGUAUAAAAAAAAAACAAUUUUCUCAAAAAACACAAACAAAAGAAUAUUUUUUCUCAGGGAUUAUUUUUUAAAAAAUAUUCAUUUUUUUCCUUUUCUUCCGUUUUCUUGUAAAUUUUAUCUUUCCUCUCCGUUUCCCAAAAUGAAAAGCCAUACGAAAUCAGAGUGCCAUUAACCGAAAGUCAGAAUGGAAUAUUUAUAAAUAAAUCUAGUAGGUACUUAAAAAGUCUUUCUUAAAUAAAAAAAAAAACGAGUGAACGCGUCUCAACGGAUUUCUUUCGUACACAAGUCAUGUAAAUAUAAUUGGAUAAGUGUAAAAAAAUAUCCUGCUUAAUGUUUUAAUGAAAAAAAAAAAAUAAAUGAAGAGAUAUUGAAAGUUUUGUAAAAAAAAAAUAAAUAAAUAAAAAGCUCUGGUUCUAAAAAAUUAAAUAAAUA
This is a messenger RNA of Culicoides brevitarsis, 6061 nucleotides long. Its product is annotated as receptor-type guanylate cyclase Gyc76C-like. Bases 1309 to 5595 code for a protein of 1428 amino acids. Gene Ontology annotation, molecular function: adenylate cyclase activity; guanylate cyclase activity; peptide receptor activity. The transcript is spliced from 14 exons. Gene Ontology annotation, cellular component: plasma membrane. The record is from RefSeq and is a predicted model, not a curated record. Gene Ontology annotation, biological process: protein phosphorylation; cGMP biosynthetic process; receptor guanylyl cyclase signaling pathway. Lineage: Eukaryota; Metazoa; Arthropoda; Insecta; Diptera; Ceratopogonidae.